AAUGAAUGACGUUACAAUUUGUUGUCAUCGUUAUCAAGUUUUACGUUUUCCUUUAAUUUAAUCGGUUAUAAUAUAAUUACAAAAUAACCUACUUAUUAAAACGUGAUUUGUACUCAAAAUUUUCACGAGCUUGUUUGUUUUUCUAACACAGACAAACACGCUUUAGAUCAAUAUGAAGCCUAAUGGAGGUGGUGAUGACUACGAGGAACCAGAACAUAUGCGCAAACUGUUUAUCGGUGGAUUAGACUACCGAACAACCGAUACGUCUUUGAAGGAAUUUUACGAGCAAUGGGGCGAAAUUGUAGACGUGGUGGUCAUGAAGGACCCACAAACAAAACGAUCAAGAGGGUUCGGCUUCAUUACUUACUCCCAAGCUUCAAUGGUUGACGAAGCACAGAGCAAUCGACCACAUAAAAUUGAUGGCAGGAUUGUGGAACCUAAACGGGCAGUACCCAGGGAAGAAAUCAAGAGGCCUGAUGCAAGUGCUACAGUUAAAAAGCUGUUUGUGGGGGGCCUCAAGCAAGAUAUCGAAGAGGAGGACUUAAAGGAAUACUUCAGCCCUUAUGGAAACAUUGUGUCUGUUAGUUUAGUAACUGAAAAAGACACUGGCAAGAAGAGAGGCUUCGGUUUCAUUGAGUUUGAUGACUAUGAUCCCGUUGAUAGGAUAUGUUUGCAACCGGACCACAACGUUAAAGGGCGUCACCUAGAUGUGAAGAAAGCUUUGUCGAAGUCCGAGAUGGCUGGCGGCUCCCAGGGCGGCGGCGGCGGCGGUAGGCGCGGCGGACGAGGUGGCGGCGGCGGCGGCGGCGGGGCGUGGAACCGCGGCAACGACAACCAGGAUUGGGGGAAUCAGGGAGGGUAUGGACAAGGAGGAGGAUGGGGUAACCAGAAUCCGUGGGAGACCAACAACCAAGGCGGUUGGGGCAACCAGGGCUAUGGAGACCAGGGUGGUUGGGGUCAGCCCCAGAGCUUUGGCGCUGGAUACCAGCAGAAUUACUCAGGAGGGCCUAUGAGGGCCAAUUAUAAUACUUCUCGCCCUCAGCCUUAUAAUCAAGGCGGCAGCGGCGGCGGGGCCGGGUACGCCACGGGGUACAACAGCGCGGGCGGCGCGGCCGCCGGCGCCGGCGCGGGCGCGGCCGCCGGCAACCAGCGCCGCUUCUAGUCCUCUUGUAUCAAGUUGCGCUUAGUUGAAGCUAGGCAGGCAGAAUGUUAGACGGAAGGUAGGCCAGGCGUCAGCUAGCUAGUGAGGGACAAGCGGACUUUAUCAAGUGACUACAAUAACAUAGUCAUUUUACGUUUUUUUCUUCAACUAAGGUUGGUUCACAAUAAGGUACUGUUUAGGCAAUAGAUUCAUUUUUCCUAUUUUUAAGAUUGUAAUAGUGGUUUAGCACUCAAUGCUUUUAUUCUUUUAAUACUAGAAUUUCAACAUACAAGAUUCACUGAAGUAGCUGUUUCCUGACACAAGACAUUUUGCUCAUUUGCCUAGAAUCUAUGUCAUAUUCAAAUAUGUAUUGAAAAAGUAUUAACACGUUCACUGUCCGGGUGCCCCUAAUGUGAGGUCAUAGAUCUUUUUUCAGGAGUCCGUGCUUCCGCUAUGGGUUCACAACUUCAAAGUGGAAGCUCACUUGGACGUGUGACUUUGUGAUAUCAUUUUGUAUGGGGACAGUGAACGUGUUAAAUGCAAAUGAUGAGUAAAAUAAUUACAGGGGCACAAAAAAUUCUGAUUGCCUCGUUCGGUCUUUGGUUUCAAAGUUUGGUGUGUCUGGAAAUUGAUAUUAAGAGGAUGUUGUACUUUGCAUUUUCAGUGUUGAGAGAGUGAAAGUCAAAUCACAGUUUUUACAUUUGACGUGUCACAGUGUCUGUAAUGCACGGAUUUUAGACAGGUAUCUAUCGCACCAGCCGUCCGCAUAAGACGUUAAACACAAGCAGGCGAUUAAUUCUUUUUCAAUUUAUGUAAAAGCUGUGGCUUAAUGCAUUGUUACGUUUCUAGUUCGUAAGUGAGGAAAAAAAACAUUAUGAACUUGACUUUAUUAGUGUUUAAUAUAAAGUCGUGGGUUAUAUUUUAUUUUAAAUUUUUACAUUCAGAAUGCUAGGGCUAGUUUAAAAUUGACAUUCCAAAGGAUCCUAAACAGUUGCUUGGGUGUAAUGCGUUACACGUUAUAUUGAGAAAUUGAGAAUUCAUAUGAUUAUAAUUUGGAUGGCAAUAACUGACUAAUCUGUACGUAAAGUUGUCAAUAUGUAAUUAAUUUUUUUAUUGGAGUGUUGCAUGAAACUUUUAUUACAUACAUUUAAAUAUUUAAAAUUACAAGAUUGUCCACAAAUUUCAAUAUGAUAGUCAAAAUAGAGACAUUAUCUGGCUAAGUAAAUGUUAUUCGCGCGUUUAACCCCAAUUUAUAGUUAAGGAUAAAAUGUCUAUUUGUUUUCGUUUGUUUUUCUCAAUUUUACCUACAAUGUUAAUGUAGAUUCCUCUUACAUAUGUCUGUGUGCAAUAUAUUAAAUAAAAACUGUUUUCCAUGGACUCUUCUACAUGCGGACGAGCGUUCCCCGUGGAAAAGGCCAUGGUAAGUUGACUUUUCCCAAAUAAAUAUAUUUCAACAAUUUAA
Molecule: messenger RNA, 2603 nt
Organism: Cydia splendana
Lineage: Eukaryota; Metazoa; Arthropoda; Insecta; Lepidoptera; Tortricidae
Product: heterogeneous nuclear ribonucleoprotein A1, A2/B1 homolog
Exons: 7
Coding region: 173-1162 (329 amino acids)
Biological process (GO): mRNA splicing, via spliceosome
Cellular component (GO): catalytic step 2 spliceosome
Molecular function (GO): mRNA 3'-UTR binding
Source: RefSeq, a predicted model, not a curated record